AAAAAAAAACCCAGAUGCCAAAACAAACCCUUUUCGUGUCAACCCUUAACCUCAACAGCUCACGAGCAAAAACUGCGUCACUCUCCUCAGCCAUUUCCCCCUUCUGUCCAAAAAGGCAUCUCUCUCUCUCUCUCACACACACACACACUCUCACUCUCUCUCUAGAAUGAACUGAUAGCUACUACUCUUUUUCAGCUCACUACAACUACUACUACUACUACUGUAUACUUGUCGUUACUACAAACCAAACCAUCCUCAUCACUUCCACUUUUGUAUCUAUCACUUUCCAUUCAAGAACUGUUCAUUUUCCCUCACCCCACCAUUUGCUUUUCUUGCUGUUUCAAUAAGGCCAAGAAAUGGCUGAUACAGCCCCACCAGAACAUAACCUUCAGCCACCAUCCACGGCUGAGGAAGAUACCCCACCCCCACCUCCACCACUAGCAGUAGAACCAACAGCAACUGAACCACCUCUUGCUUCAGUUGAAGUUGAACCAGUGAAGCAAGAAUCAGUAACAGAAGCUGUGGAACAUCACCCUGCUGUUACUGUAGUUGAAAAAGAUACUCCUUUAACUGAGCCUUCACCGGAAGAACCAACUCUGGUUGCAGCUGAACAGGUAUCUGUUACUGUUCCUGAGAAAGAAGCAGAGGGUGUUAGUGUUACUGAAUCUGAGAAAUCUAAACCAGCUGAUGCGAAAAAGAUCCCUGAAUCUUUGGUUUCAUUCAAAGAAGAAAGUAAUAAAGUCUCAGAUCUAUCUGAUUCUGAGAGAAAAUCACUUGUAGAGUUCAAAUUUCUUGUUCAAGAAUCCAUUAAAAAUCAAACCUUUACUACUGGAACCGCAGUUAAAACCCAAGAAACUCAAACCCCAUCAACAGAAAUUACUGAUUUACCUCAGGAAGUAUCCAUUUGGGGAAUCCCACUAUUGAAAGAUGAUAGGGCAGAUGUGAUUCUGCUCAAAUUUCUUAGAGCUAGAGAUUUCAAGGUUAAGGAUUCAUUUGCAAUGUUAAAGAAGACAAUUUUAUGGAGAAAGGAGUUUAACAUUGAAGAGCUUGUAGAUGAAGAUCUUGGUGAUGAUCUUGAUAAGGUUGUGUUUAUGCAUGGUCAUGAUAAAGAGGGACAUCCUGUUUGCUAUAAUGUGUAUGGAGAGUUUCAGAAUAAGGAAUUGUAUAACAAAACCUUUGGAGAUGAGGAGAAGAGGAACAAGUUCUUGCGUUGGCGGAUUCAGUUCUUGGAGAGAAGUAUAAGGAAGUUGGAUUUCAAUCCAGGUGGAAUCAAUACUAUCUUUCAAGUUAGUGAUCUCAAGAACUCUCCUGGUCCAGGGAAGAGGGAGCUUCGGCUUGCUACUAGGCAGGCCUUGCAUUUGCUUCAGGAUAAUUAUCCUGAGUUCGUCGCUAAGCAGGUGUUCAUCAAUGUCCCUUGGUGGUAUUUAGCUUUCUACACAAUGAUCAGCCCAUUCAUGACCCAGAGAACAAAAAGCAAGUUUGUAUUUGCUGGUCCAUCAAAGACUGCAGAAACCCUUUACAAGUACGUAUCUCCUGAGCAAGUACCUGUUCAAUAUGGGGGCCUCAGCGUUGAUUACUGUGAAUGCAAUCCUGAGUUCACUGUCAAUGAUCCAGCCACUGAGAUCAUUGUAAAACCUGCAACAAAGCAGACCGUGGAGAUCAUUGUAAAUGAGAAAUGCAUUAUUGUCUGGGAGCUACGUGUAUUGGGUUGGGAUGUGACAUAUAGUGCUGAAUAUGUGCCGAAUACAGACAGUGGAUAUACUGUUAACAUACAGAAGCCUAGAAAGAUGACGUCAACUGAUGAACCUGUUGUUAGCAGCAGCUUCAAGAUCGUUGAGCUAGGUAAGAUACUUUUGACAAUUGACAAUCCUACGUCAAAGAAGAAGAAGCUUCUUUACAGGUACAAGGAUAAGCCCUAUUCCGACUGAGGAUCUCUAGUCGUGAGGAGUUACUUUCAACUGUCAGACCUCAAAAUCAUGGGAAUUGGGAUGACCGUGGAUAUGAAUUUUGACAUGCACACAUCUUUAUGUAUGAGGAGGUGGAAUUUGUGUUGGUUUGCUUUUGUUAGUUGAUGGAUAUUCUGGGUUGAUGUUUUUUCAGAUUUUGUUUGGGAUCUAUGAACUUGUUCUUUUGUAGCUGAUUGUCCUGUCCUUACUUUGACUUGAGGGCAAGUGUUAGGGAUCUCCCUGUAACUUUGGUGUAUGGUUUGAUACGACGAAGAAUUUGAGGGCAGUGGGUGUAUACCUUGAGGAACAUGUUUUUGAAACCAUCUGCUUUCAUUUGUCUGUCACUCUGUUGUAUAUUUUCUUUUACCAACCUAAAGGUCCAUUUUCAGAAGACUUGGCAUGUAGAUAUGGUGUGUUACAUGUACACUUGUACUUUGUCUGGUUACAUUUAUAAAAUUUACUUGUCUUCAUACGGA
Messenger RNA from Nicotiana tabacum (common tobacco), 2422 nucleotides. Its product is annotated as patellin-3-like. Lineage: Eukaryota; Viridiplantae; Streptophyta; Magnoliopsida; Solanales; Solanaceae. The record is from RefSeq and is a predicted model, not a curated record. Gene Ontology annotation, molecular function: lipid binding.